GGAAUACUAAUCUCACAUAGUUAUAAGCAGCUCCCUGCUCAUUAUCUCAGACAAAACCACGACAGCUGUGAGGUUUGAGCAAGAUGUUGGGUUGUGUCGUGCUCUUAUUACUGUUAGGAACAGCUUGUUCGACGCCGAAGAAAGGGUUUGGAAUGAACUAUGUCAACUUCAACUGUAAUGACGAGAACACCUUGUCAGACGCCACCUGGUGGUAUGACUGGAAACCCACACCGGACGAAGUGGUGAGGCAUGGGUGCCACCAAUCCAAGGAAUAUGUGCCAAUGAUAUGGGGUUGGAAUUCUACAGGCAGCAACAACUUGAAUAUACCAUCCUCGGCCAAAUAUGUCCUUGGGUUUAAUGAGCCGAACCAAAAAGACCAGUCGAAUGUAUCUCCCCAAGAGGCCGCAAGACACUGGCCAGAAAUCGAGCGUCAUGCUCAAAACAAACUUCUUGUGAGUCCAUCUCCUUCCGGUUGUAAUGGCGGCAGUAACUGCAACAUGAAUUCCACUCUAUGGUUGGAUGAAUUUUUUAAAGCGUGUCAAGGCUGCCGUGUUGAUUUCAUCGCCGCACAUACAUACUCCUGUAAUGCAGACCAUGAUAUGAGAUACUUGGAGAAGAUGUACAAUCGAUACAAGAAGAAGGUCUGGCUCACGGAGUUUGGUUGUCCACACACGUCCCACUCACACAUCCUGAACUACAUGAAACAGAUCCUUCCGCGCCUGGAAAACGCUCACUUUGUUUACCGAUACGCAUGGUUCAUCACGCGCUGGAAGGAUGAUGGCUUCCUGACCACUGCUACCGAUCUGUUACAACUGGAUUCGUCCGCGUCGAAACUGACAGCGCUGGGUCAGUACUACAACAACUUCCGCCACAAGUAACCGAACAGGAAACAGUGUGCAACAUAAGAAGCCAUGACAUGUAUUGUGCACCGAAUAAAGGGUUGAAAAAGA
This is a messenger RNA of Haliotis rufescens (red abalone), 950 nucleotides long. Its product is annotated as alkali-sensitive linkage protein 1-like. The transcript is spliced from 3 exons. Bases 84 to 878 code for a protein of 264 amino acids. The record is from RefSeq and is a predicted model, not a curated record. NCBI's taxonomy places the organism in Eukaryota, Metazoa, Mollusca, Gastropoda, Lepetellida, Haliotidae.